AUGAAUAGUUUUUCUUUUGGCUCUGUCCCUAGCCACAAGAGCGCGAAUGCCGCGAAAGUUGGUACAUGGAACAAGCCAGUACCUACCGACCGCCUACAAGAUCGCAUAAACAAUGAGCUAUGUGAAUUCAAGACGUUUACCUUUCACUCGGACUAUAAUACUUUUAGCCUCGAGGAACAUAGGCUCGAGGACUAUAAGAACGGCAAGGGCCACAAUGCCACGGAAAUUGCCAAUCAGAAUGCUGGGGCCUGUUUCGCAUCCGACUCGAAGCUUUUGAUCAAAAAGACAUUGGCUGACAGAGGCAGACUUCAAGGGACUGGAGUAGAAAUUCAAGUCGGAGCACAAACACCAUCGUCGAGCUGGGAUGAAACAAAGUCAUUCAAGACAUGGUGUCUUCCCAUAAAUUUGGUCUCACAUUACUCACCUUACCUAAAGGAAAUCUGCUGCUCAAAUCUCCAGGAGUCUCAUAACCGAAUCAGGCUUCAGUACUAUCAACCUGAUACAUUUGGCCUCUUUGUGGAGUGGAUGUACUAUGGAACCUAUGAUUCUGUAUCGCCAGUAUUGAUUUCUAAUGCCGAUGCGAAAUGUUGGGUUCUUGGUAAAAAGCUUCGAUGUGUGGAAUUUCAGAACUACUCAAUGCGCCGCCUUUAUGAACAACAUACAAGACCAAUAUUUGGACGACCUAUGACCUGCGAUGACGUCCAGGAUGUAUGGCGUAACACUUCACCCGGCGCAAAGGUGAGGAAGUUCUAUAUGAACUUUAUCGUGGAACACUUUGGCAGUCCCGCCAAAUUACUCGGUUCUUCCGCAGAUUGGGAUGCACUCCUUCAAAGCCAGUCAGAAAUUCGAAUUCCGCUAUUAGACAAAUUUAGGCAGAGCACAUUUUCACCGCACCAAGUGGGAAGCAUUGAUGAAUAUCUGGAGCCGAACAACUUACCUUUCAACCUAUCUUCACUGCAUAAUAGUGAGCCGAUUCCAUUGGCAACUGUCCCAAAGACGGAGAAAGCACCCAUUUUCAACUUUGAGGCGAAACCUGCGGGAAAAAAAGCCAGUCCUCAGCAGAGAGAUCCUUUCCAGCUGGCUUCAAGGACAAAGAACUAUGAAGGAGCGGCACUUAAAUUUGGAUGGAAAUUUGGAGAAAGUACGGACAACGCUUCAAAUCCCAGAAUUAAAGCCUUUCAGCCAAAGCAAGACUCUCCUUCGGAACUUGAUGCCGAUCCCGUACUGGGACAUCCGAAUCAGUGCAUUACAAGUAUUGGUAAAUCAGAUGACGUGGACAAGUCGUCUAAGCCCGGAGAUGGGAAAGAACUUACGAGAGGAGCAAUUGAAAAUAGCAAGAAAUUGGGACAAGGCGAGGCCAGAACUUAG
Fusarium fujikuroi IMI 58289 is the source of this 1368-nucleotide messenger RNA. RefSeq lists its product as uncharacterized. NCBI's taxonomy places the organism in Eukaryota, Fungi, Ascomycota, Sordariomycetes, Hypocreales, Nectriaceae. The record is from RefSeq and is a predicted model, not a curated record. Bases 1 to 1368 code for a protein of 455 amino acids. The transcript has 5 exons.